Messenger RNA from Vanrija pseudolonga, 474 nucleotides. RefSeq names its product RutC family protein. NCBI's taxonomy places the organism in Eukaryota, Fungi, Basidiomycota, Tremellomycetes, Trichosporonales, Trichosporonaceae. The transcript has 3 exons. The coding region runs from base 46 to 441 and encodes 131 amino acids. The record is from RefSeq and is a predicted model, not a curated record. Gene Ontology annotation, cellular component: mitochondrion; cytosol. Gene Ontology annotation, molecular function: deaminase activity.
CUCAUCCUCCCCAUCAACUAACCAGCCCAUCUGACACACCACACAAUGCCCGCCAACGCCAACAAGCAGAUCAUCACCGCCGCCGGCUCGGCGCCCAUCUUCUCCGCCGCCAUCCGCUCCGGCGACAAGGUCUACCUCGCCGGCCUCAUCGGCACGGGCGCCGACGGCGCCUUGGUUGCGGGCGGCGUGCAGGCCGAGACGGUGCAGGCGCUCAAGAAUGCCACUGAGCGGUUGGCGCACGCUGGCCUCGACCUUUCGGACGUCAUCUCCGUCACCAUCUACGUCAACGACUACGCCAACAACAUUGGCCCCCUCAACGAGGUCUACCCCGCCCAGUUCCCCAAGGACGUCGGCCUCCCCGUCCGCACGGCGAUUGGCGUCGCUGCGCUGCCUCUCAACGCGGCCGCCGAGUUCCAGAUUAUCGCCGCCGCCCGCUCGUAAAUGUACGAAUGGAGCCGAUGCAUGAAGUCUAGU